AUGAUGAAUCAGCAGCAGAUGGACCAGAGGUGCCAGUUUAGGAUUACAGUUUGGGAGGAGGAAAACUUCCAGGGAAAACGCUGUGAGUUCAACCUGGAAUGUCAGAACAUUCUGGAGAGAGGAUUUCAGAAGAUCCGCUCCAUCAAGGUGGAGAAUGGACCCUGGGUGGGGUAUGAAUACCCUGAGUUCCAGGGACAGCAGUUUAUCCUGGAGAAGGGCGACUAUCCCUGCUACCAGGCCUGGAGCGGGAACAGCGGAUACCGCACAGAGCAUCUGCUCUCCUUCAGACCCAUCAAGUGUGCUAACCACAGCGACAGUAAGGUGACCCUGUACGAGUGCGAGGACUUCCAGGGACGCCAUUUCGAGAUGUGUGACGACUACCCCUCCCUGCAGGCCAUGGGCUGGUGCAGUAAGGAGGUUCCUUCCAUCAAAGUCAACUCAGGAGCGUGGGUGGCCUACCAGUUCCCCGGUUACCGUGGAUACCAGUACAUCCUAGAGAGAGACAGACGUCAGGGAGAGUUCAGGAACUAUAAUGAGUACAGCACCCAGGCGCACACCAAUCAGAUCCAGUCUAUGCGCAGGGUGCAACACUAA
This is a messenger RNA of Chanos chanos (milkfish), 594 nucleotides long. RefSeq names its product crystallin, beta A2a (gene cryba2a). Gene Ontology annotation, molecular function: structural constituent of eye lens. NCBI's taxonomy places the organism in Eukaryota, Metazoa, Chordata, Actinopteri, Gonorynchiformes, Chanidae. The transcript has 4 exons. The coding region runs from base 1 to 594 and encodes 197 amino acids. Gene Ontology annotation, biological process: lens development in camera-type eye; visual perception. The record is from RefSeq and is a predicted model, not a curated record.